Molecule: messenger RNA, 460 nt
Organism: Acanthoscelides obtectus
Lineage: Eukaryota; Metazoa; Arthropoda; Insecta; Coleoptera; Chrysomelidae
Source: the annotation of a GenBank genome assembly
AAACGAAACUUAUGUGGUCUGUAUGUUGUUUGUCAAAAGUUUGGCUUCGAUCUUAUAAUUGAAGUUAUAGAAGAGGAAACUUUGUUGGUGCGUUUGUGCACCAUUGGUUUUAUCAGUUAAGUAUUUUCCUGUUCAGACAAGUUAGCGCGAGAACUUGACGUACGCAGUACGCAUUUGCAGGUGUUUACGUUAGUUGAGUUUUAGUUGUAUUUAGUGCAUACCAUCGAGAUAUGUGCACACAUCUAUCUUAAGAAUGUCAUUUCGAAGAUUUCUGACUCAAAGUGAAACUGCCGUUGAAGAAGCUGGACAAGAACUGUACAACUACAGAAAAGGUGCUCUUGAUGCUGUUUACAUACCUCCAGAUGUAGACAAUGUAACUGACGAGGAGGAUGUAGAAGAUGAGCUACUACCCGAAAUUGAUGUACCAGGUCCUUCAGACAUUGCUGGUACAUUAAUUUGA